This is a messenger RNA of Acipenser ruthenus (sterlet), 2621 nucleotides long. RefSeq names its product SH2 domain-containing protein 5-like. The transcript has 10 exons. The record is from RefSeq and is a predicted model, not a curated record. Gene Ontology annotation, cellular component: postsynaptic density. Bases 365 to 1582 code for a protein of 405 amino acids. NCBI's taxonomy places the organism in Eukaryota, Metazoa, Chordata, Actinopteri, Acipenseriformes, Acipenseridae.
UAUAUAUAUAUAUAUAAUCAAUCAAACUGUAGUCAUGCAGAAUUAUUUAGCCUAAAUGAUCAUGGUUACAUUUUUGGAAAACAAAACAGAAAUGCCAUCUGCAUAAGUGAAGCAUCUGCUGCCGAUUAUGAAUCAACUUGUAACAUUCCUAGGCGGUAAAAUUGAGAAAAGUAAACAUCCUGCUAAGUACUGCAUUGAUUGGGAAACACUGGGAAAAACUCAUGUUGCACAUCUGACUGGAAAGCGAUCACUUUAGAGAAAGCGAGCGGCGGAGAAAGGAGAAACUACACGUAAUUUUGAGUGGAAAGGGGCUGCAGUUCAAUAAACUCACUUCUGACUGCAGGAACGAGAGGAGAGAGAAGACAUGAGUGAAACUUCGUCCAGGAAGACCAGAACCGAGACAAAAUUUGCAGAGUAUGUGGGCUCCUGUGUGGUGGAGGAAUGCUGUCUGGAUGAGAAGACCUGGCUGGUAUAUGAGCUGCUGCGAUCCCUCAAGGACUGCAGCAGACGGAGGGCCGUCACCCUGAAAUUCUCCACCAAGGGAGUGAAGGUAUACGAUGCAGACGGAGUGACUCUACUGAUGGCUCACUCCAUGAGGAGGAUUCUAUUCUCCACCUGCCGCCCCUCGGACUCCCAGUUCGCCUUCGUUGCUCACAACCCGGGCUGCUCCCCAGACGAACUGUACUGCCAUCUCUUUGUGGGCAGCCAGCCCUGCGAGGCCCGGGUGUUGAACCUGCUCCUCUGCCGAGCCUUCCAGCUGGCCUACCUGGAGAAGCACCCGGAGCAGGCAGAGAGUGAGGAGACAGCGUCCGGUCUGGAGGGCCUUCCAGAGGACAUCCCUCCCCUGCCCUCCCUCAUCGCUGACAGGGUCUCCCUCAGCGUCAGCGCCCUGGUGUCCUUCCGCAGGGCCCCCUUUCAGGGAGAGCUCAUACCUGAUAAAAUGGCAGAUAAGAAGCUGAGCGUUCCUGCUGUGAGUCCUGCCUGCUCCCCGACGCUGGUCCGCAAGAAAGCGAUCCGGAACAAAGUCCUCCGCUCGGGGGCGUACCGCUCCUUCACCUACGACUCGCAGACACACCGCUCCAUCCAGGAAAAGUUGAACCGGGGGUGGAGGAGUUUGGAUUUUCAGGUGGGAAAAUCCUUCUCCCUGUCAGAAACCCAGGACAUCCUCACAGAAGCUGUGUGGUCCUUUUCAGGGAUUCACAGGGACAGCAGCUCUUCACUGCUCCGCAAAGACAUCCUGGGAGCAUUCCUGCUGUGGCAGAACCCCAACUCUUCCAAGUCCUGGUCCCUGUCUGUUCGCACCCCCUUCGGCCUGCAGGGAUACCAGAUCAACAGGAACCCGAAUGGGAACUACAUCCUGAAGCACCUCCAAAACGAAUUCAAUAGCAUAGAAGCCUUAAUCGACCACUUCACAGAGGUCAAGGGGGAGCUGCUGUGUUCCCUAAAUUCUGCCCGCCUAAACCACUGCUACGAGGAGGAGGACUUCGUGCGAGGCCCAGGCUCCAGCCUACACCAGGCCACAGGUAAACGUGUGGUGGAUUCCGAACACGCAGAAGAGCCUCUGAGCCUGAGGCAGCAUUAAAUAUUGUGAACCUUGCGAUACAGACCUGACAUUUAACAAGGCAUGGAGGCUGGAGACCUGAGAAACCUGGGGGAACUAGAUAUCAUAGUGAUAUCUGCUUGCCUCUCAAUAUAGAGCAUUUUAAACGGUGCUUAUGGUGUCUCCUUCCUGGAUUGACAUUGGACAAGCACUGGAGAGAUUGUUCUUGUUUCUGUAAUCUAGGUUGGGGGUGGUUACCCAUGACCAUAGAUGAUUUCUACCAGGGGCUUCUUCCAGCUUGUUUCAAAGCUGGUUCAUUAACCACUGAGCUGUCCAGCUCUGGGCUUCUCAGACGCCACUGCCUAGUACAGUAUGGGACUCUUGCUGGAAGAAGUGGGAAUCUGUGUGGAACACAGCCCUGGUCAUGACUGGCAGCUCAUGAGAUUCAACGUAGAGCACCAUUGGUUUGAAGCAUUCACACCAUUGUGGAGUCUAUUUUAAUGAUCUAAGCCAGGGGUCUCCAACCCUGGUCUGGGACAGCCCCUAUCCUGCAGGUUUUAUAGAUGUCUUUACAUCAUCAGUGGCUAAAGAUCUGGAACACCUUUUAAUCUUGACUAAUUAAGCCAAUAAUGGGUUCAAUUAAGUAAGCGAGAGCUCGGUUGAAACGAAAACCAGCAGCCCCAGUAGCUCUCCAGGACUCGGGUUGGAGAGCCCUGAUCCAAGCAAAAAGAAAUCCUCCUGGUGAUUACUCCCAGGCCUGAUUCAAUGGCCCACUUUAAUAACAUUACUACAUACCAUAAAUAAGAGGUCCCUGAAAAAGCAGGUUUUAGUCUGGCAGUAUUUAGAUCUGCCACUGUUCAUAUAAUUAAACUAGACGUGUGUGUCUCUUGUCUGCAUGCAAGGACACUAUAGCACUAAAAUGUGGUGAAUGGUGGGUAGCACUACUGUUGAGCUUUUGUGGCACUUUUAUAAAAGGAACGUAAAUGUCUGUUAAAAUUCAAAUAUAUUCGCUGAUAUCUAUGUGACUUUGUUUUAUGACUCAUAUUUGUAAUUGUUAAUAAAGUUGUUGUUUUUGUAGUUU